This is a messenger RNA of Sceloporus undulatus (fence lizard), 414 nucleotides long. It is a transcript of the gene RLN3, whose product is annotated as relaxin 3. Bases 1 to 414 code for a protein of 137 amino acids. Lineage: Eukaryota; Metazoa; Chordata; Lepidosauria; Squamata; Phrynosomatidae. Gene Ontology annotation, cellular component: extracellular region. The record is from RefSeq and is a predicted model, not a curated record. The transcript has 2 exons. Gene Ontology annotation, molecular function: hormone activity.
AUGCACAAGGUUUUCUUGGCUCUGGCACUGGGGGUGCUGCUCUUUGAGAUGAGGCUGGAGAGUGAGGCUAGGACACCCCCAUAUGGUGUGAAACUGUGUGGCAGAGAGUUCAUCCGGGCAGUCAUCUUCACCUGUGGAGGAUCCCGCUGGAGACGGGCAGGAGACCUUAGUGCCCUCCCUGGAGGAGAUUCCGCAGAAACCUUCAUAGCACCUUCAUCCUCCAAUGAAUGGGACCCUGUCCAUAGCCCGCCAAAGGAGCCAUCUGACUAUUAUGGAGGUUGGCGGGGUCAGAGCCGCAGUUCCCCAGAAGAAAUCUGGGCUUUGGAUCGUGGAUCUCGAGAUGUUAUGGCUGGACUGAGCAAUGCCUGCUGUAAGUGGGGCUGCAGCAAGAGUGAAAUCAGCUCCCUGUGCUAA